CCCGACAUGUCUAUCUGAUUUCAACACUUUAUGUAAAGAAAAAGUUGCUGAAUCCCAAGCUGGCAAUGACAAAAGGAGUAAAGUGAAACAAACAAAACUUGAUAAUCACAUCAUGAACUCAAGCUCUCCUAAAUUUAAACAAAUCAGCUCGCAAGAACAACUUGAUGAAGCAAUUUUGAAUCAUAUUAUAGUGGAUCUGUUGCCAUUCAGUGAAAUAGAAAACGAGGGGUUUCAAGAGCUAGUAGGUGGGUUGAUAGGCCCGCUUGUCCUGAAAAGUCGGCGUUCAAUGGCAAGGCUUCUGAGCAAGAAAUAUGAAUUGAACAAACAAAUUCUUAUUGCUGAACUGGAAAACGUCGAACUUGUUUCAACUACUGCUGACUGCUGGACAUCUCAUCGUCGCAGCUUUCUCGGAAUGACUGCCCAUUGGCAUGGCGAAGGAAAAAACUCAAAAGAUAUUAUUCGUCGCAGUGCGUGUCUUGGGGUUCGACGCGUUUAUGGAUCUCACACGUACGACGUUCUGGCUAGGGCGAUGGCAGAUAUGCAUGCUGAAUUUAAAAUUACUUUCAAAGUUUACUGUACGAUUACCGAUAACGGGUCUAAUUUUUUGAAGGCAUUCAAGAUGUUUUCAUCAAAAGAAAAUGAAGGCCGUCCACCACGAGGUUCCUCUAAUGUAGAUAAUGAAGAGGAGGUAGACGACUAUCUUGACGAUGACGACGAAGAAGACGACGUAGUUUACGUUGACAUAGGAGAAAUUUUGGAUAGUCAUUAUAAUGAAGCUCGUCUGUCUUUGGAAAUUGAAGAGAGAAAUGGCGCUACUGAACAAUUGCCUCGAAGUGAAAAAGAAGGAACUCUAAACGCUACUCUAAAUAAUGAAGAUUCUGAUUCUGAUUCUGACAAUGACAUUUGCAACAUUGUUGCCCACAUUCAUCUUCCUCGUCAUUUCCGAUGUACAUGCCAUUCAUUGAAUCUCAUUGCAACAACCGACGUUAAAAACAUAGACCAGCGGCAAUUCAAUAAAUUAAAGAACAAUUUGGAUAAAAAGUUGUCGGCCAUCUGGAACAAACAGAGUCGGAGCUCACUGGCUUCCGACUACAUAAAGGAUAAACUGGGUGAACUAUUCAUUAUUCAUAACGCCACACGAUGGAACAGCUAUUAUAAUUCUUUGUGCAAAGUUAACUAUUUUCAAUCGAAAAAACCGGAAGAGUUUAAUGCUAUAAUGGACUACUUCAAACUGAAAAAAUUGACGGUUGCAGAACAGGAAUUUCUUAAAAAAUUCAUCAAAAUAAUGAAGCCCAUAGCUGACGCCUUGGAUGUAUUCCAAAAUGAAGAAAAGAUGUCCGUCGGAUGCGUUUUGCCUGUGUUGACGGUGUUAAAGGAAAAACUUGUGAUUUUCAAAGAUAACCGAAGUGUCAUUCAUUGCGUUCCGCUGGUCAACUGUCUAUUGGAAGGGGUUGAAAGAAGAUUCAGUUCCUUGUUUACCGAUACGAACAUGAUUCUUGCGGCCAUUAGUGAUCCACAUUUCAAGUUAUCGUGGAUUUCAGAGGGUGAGAAGUCAACCGCUAUCGAUCUUCUCAAAAAAGAAGUAGAUCGGCGUGCAAUGCGCAUGAAAGCCGCCUUGAUGAGGCCAGUAUAA
Messenger RNA from Daphnia magna, 1633 nucleotides. RefSeq lists its product as uncharacterized. The coding region runs from base 113 to 1633 and encodes 506 amino acids. The record is from RefSeq and is a predicted model, not a curated record. The transcript has 3 exons. NCBI's taxonomy places the organism in Eukaryota, Metazoa, Arthropoda, Branchiopoda, Diplostraca, Daphniidae.